ACGCGUUAUACCUGAGACGGUCUGGGGAAGUCUGAGCUAAUCCGGUAGGCGAUCAUAUCUGACAUAUCUGAGACUAGUCUUCCAACUGCUAUGAGUUGCACGAUCGAGAAGAUCCUGACAGACGCGAAGACACUGCUAGAGAGGCUGCGGGAACACGAUGCGGCGGCCGAGUCCCUGGUGGAUCAGUCUGCGGCGCUGCACAGACGGGUGGCAGCCAUGCGGGAGGCGGGAACGGCGCUUCCGGACCAGCAUCAAGAAGAUGCACCCGACGUGAAGGAUAUGGCCAAAUACAAACCUCACAUUUUGCUGUCCCAAGAGAACACACAAAUUAGAGAUUUGCAACAGGAAAACAGAGAACUGUGGGUUUCUUUGGAGGAACACCAGGAUGCUUUGGAACUCAUCAUGAGCAAAUACCGGAAGCAGAUGUUACAGUUAAUGGUUGCUAAAAAAGCAGUGGAUGCUGAACCAGUCCUGAAAGCUCACCAGUCUCACUCUGCGGAAAUUGAAAGUCAGAUUGACAGAAUCUGUGAAAUGGGAGAAGUGAUGAGAAAAGCAGUUCAAGUGGAUGAUGACCAGUUUUGUAAGAUUCAGGAAAAACUAGCCCAGUUAGAGCUUGAAAAUAAAGAACUCCGAGAAUUGUUAUCCAUCAGCAGUGAGUCUCUUCACGUCAGAAAGGAAAACUCAGUGGAUGCUGCUUCACAGCCCAUCAAAUAACCGCACUUCUGAGCAAUGGCUGGAGAUUGCCCAUCAAGGAAGGAAGUUAUUGUCUUUCCAUUUGAUAUUGUCCUUUCGGUGUUUUGCCUCAGACUUGAUUUAGUGUUGAUUAAAGGUAUCAAGUGGCAGUUUAGAAUUCCUAGUCAGUACCUACUGUCCACAAAACAGGUUUUUUGGGUGUAUUAGAGUAUACACUGAGUUUCACCUUCCUUUCUCUAAGAGACUGCUUUUCAUCUUUAUUUCUGGGACCUCAAUUUAU
Molecule: messenger RNA, 973 nt
Organism: Fukomys damarensis (Damara mole-rat)
Lineage: Eukaryota; Metazoa; Chordata; Mammalia; Rodentia; Bathyergidae
Gene: Sike1
Product: suppressor of IKBKE 1
Exons: 5
Coding region: 91-714 (207 amino acids)
Source: RefSeq, a predicted model, not a curated record